UCAUAGGUGGCAGUUGCCAUGCAUGUCAAAUCAAAACAAAAACCAAAGCACUGAAAGCAGCUUCUUACAAAAUCAACAUGCGAAAUACGACAAAUAACGAAAAUCUCAGCACAAAUACACCCACCAGCAAAAGUGGGAUAAAAACGCUUCCUGAUAAAUAUUAUUACCUGGAUGUCCAAGUAGAAUUCGAAGAGACCACGGGGAAAAAACAACCUGUCUUUACAAAAGAAUUAAUUAAACUAUCUGUCUCAAAUGCAAUUAAAAAAUUGUAUGGAGAGCUUGGAAGUGCAGCAACAAUUGAUGUUAUUUUUCUAGACCAGGCUACUAAAAGAAUUAUUCUCAGGUGUCCAAGUUGUUUUUAUGUAAAACUUCAUAGUUCCCUCACUUUAGCUACUCACUAUGAAGGCCAUGAUUGCUAUUUUCAAGUCCACAAAGCCUCAAGCACACUUAUCAGUUUAGAUUGUCACAGUCGAACCUACAGUUUUUCAAAGGAAGAUCAACAAUUGUGAAAAAUACAUGAUCAUGUUUUUUUUUGUAAA
Molecule: messenger RNA, 539 nt
Organism: Daphnia pulex (common water flea)
Lineage: Eukaryota; Metazoa; Arthropoda; Branchiopoda; Diplostraca; Daphniidae
Exons: 3
Coding region: 78-509 (143 amino acids)
Biological process (GO): tRNA 5'-leader removal
Cellular component (GO): ribonuclease P complex
Source: RefSeq, a predicted model, not a curated record